AUGGACGAAACAGAUAUCAACAAAAAAGUGAAAGAGUAUACCGCUCAUGUCACAGAGACUGCGUUAAAAGAAUUGAUACCACUGGUGGCCAUCGCUCCUCUCAUGUUUCUGGAUCUCAAUAAAACCUAUGACGUUGUUUCAAAAUGUGGGAAAGACACACUUCAGUCCGACAUUCGCAGCGAUGCAAGCGAAAUAGUCAGAAUUAUUGAUUCACGAAGAGAGAAUCAGAAGAAAGCUAAGAUGGACAAAAACAAUGAUAAUGAUGAGGAAAUUCCACGGAAAAUGGCCAAACUAACAGAAGUUAAUAAAACACCUGGAAACGAAGGAAACCCAGUAAACCUUAUUAAGCCCUUCAAAGUUGGAGAUCCAUUGGACUUCUCCGACUUGGAAGUGACUCCAGGAAAAAUCAUGUAUCCCGGACUGAACCCAGUUCCAAAAAAGCCAGGUCCAUCAACAGGAACCAAACCGAAGGAAAUGUUGCCUGAUAAAAACUCGAGUCAUAAUUCUUCGAAUCUUUCUUCGAAUCUUGGUGAGAUCAGGUAUUCAACAACUUCCGAGUUAAAACGAUCUGGUAAAUCAGAUGUGGAUGGGGGCCUGAUAAAACGAAAAAGUUUUAUCCCACAAGAGUACUUCAAAAAAUCUGAAUCUCCAAAGGGAGAAUCACCAAUCGAAGAUUAUGACGCAUCUCCAUUGAAAACUCAACGCGCUGAUAUGGAUGUGGUUCUUAGCGAUGAUCAAGAAGACUCAGAAGAGCCAGAUGCGUUUUCCUUGCCAUUCGGUGACCCAUUUAACCUCAAUGCGAUCUUGGCCGAAGGAAAUGACAGUAGCCCUGAAAAUGGAUCAAUUCCGAAAAAUCCUGAUUGCUCAAAGCGAACCCGUUAUAAACCCCUUGGUGGAUUGGACGUGAAUGAAAUGUUUUUCAAACCAAAGAAGUCACAUACGAAAAUGUAUGCGGGGAAACCAAAAACCGCGGAGAAAAAGCGCACUGAUGAAGAUUUGAAUAACAAUUCUUCCUCGGGAAAUCACGACAGUCUCAAGAAACCACCGACACCGGCUUUGAAACCUUUCGAAUUAUUGGAUGAAGAUGAUACUUUGCCAAAACGGCGCAUAUCACACUUGCAGCAGAAUUCUGGAAAGUCAGAGACUGUUGAAAAAAAGGCAGUUUCUAAAGAAUCGGAUAACAAUUCUCCUUCGAAAAACUUUGGUCGUCUCACUCUUUCUACUAAUUCGAAAACAUGUAGUGGACUAGAUAGAAACGAGAGCAAGUUCAAACCACGCAAAUCAUAUUCACAACAGAACAAUCGGAAAUCAGAUACUGCAAAUACAAUGUUGGUUGUUAAAGAAUCGGAUAAUAAUCAUACUUCAAAAAAUGUUGAUCGUUUCAAUUAUUCUAAAAAUACCGAUUCGAAACUAAAUUAUGGAUUGGAAAAGAAGGAGAGCACGUUCCAACCUCGUGAAUCAAUUUUGCAAAUAAACACACGGAAAUCAACUGAGAAAGUGUUGGCUGUUGGAGAUUCGGAUGAUGAGUCUUCGAAUGAAGACUCACCGAGUGAAUUGCUGGCUACUAUCGAAAAGAAUGACCAAUUUAAAAAUGCAGCGGAAAAGAAAUUUGCUAAAUUCAUCAAGCGCGAAUUUCCUGGAAAAGAGAAAGAAAAACCUUACCUGUAUUCUUAUCGCGAAUGGUAUCAAGCAUUGAAAAGUGCCUCAGAACAGCUAGAGAAUAGUACCGUGGGUACUCCUCUUGGCUCAAAUACAAAGAAGCCUGGAUAUCAAUCGUCAAAAGUUGAACCACCAUCACUCCUCUCCACCAACAAACAAAUCCAAGGAAAUGCCGUACAUCACCGUCCACGUUCAAUUUCAAAUAAAAUAGGAAACUCAUCUGCAGGUUGUAAACCUACUGUAGUAACUGGAAAGAAAGUCGAGUCUAUCAACAAACCUCGAAAUUGGAGUGAUGGCGUCCCUGCUGGAAUUGGACGGAUUCCGAAAAAGACAAAUCAUUUGAGAGAUGAAGGGUUUGAGCCGAAACCAGAGCUGGAUAAGAAAAAGAGCAAUCCAGCACCAAAUCUUUAUUCUGGAACACUUGAUGCUGCUGAGAGAAACUCGAACGACAACGAGUACGAUCCAACCGAAUUUUAUCUUGGGACUCGUCCCAGUCAUAUUUCAUUUGACUUCAUUAAAGACGAAGCGGACAAACUUUCUGCCGCAGACUUGAUCACUUUUCUCGGAAACAACAAGCAAUUUAAGAAGGAUGCGGACAGGUUUUUUGUGAAAUUCAUUCGAGAAGAGUUUCCUGAAAAACUCCGUCACAAACCCAACGGGUAUUCCUCAUUGCAAUGGUAUCAAACCUUGAAGAGACGAGCAAACAUGCAAGAGGAUCUUGCUGAAAAUAAUGUUUCUUCAUCUAUCAAGAAAGGAAUCCAGUUGACAUCUAACGGAGCCACUAAAGCGAUUGAUGAAGUUCACCGCGAGGGGAAACAAAAUAAUAACGCAAUAGAAACUUCUGUAACUGCCUACACGGCUUUGCAACAAAGAAACAAUGCAAAUUAUGGAUCAGCUCCUCGCACAGUUUCAUCACCAGGACGGAAUAAUCAAACUAACAAUAAUCCAAGAAAUGGCUCUCGGCCAUCAACAAGUGGGGGAAGCACAGGACAACCAACUCGCCCAGAACAACGAAAGGAGCCAAUGAGCAAAUUAAUGAAGAAAUCCUGGAGGGAUGCCCAAAAUAGACAUUAA
This is a messenger RNA of Caenorhabditis remanei, 2733 nucleotides long. RefSeq lists its product as uncharacterized. Lineage: Eukaryota; Metazoa; Nematoda; Chromadorea; Rhabditida; Rhabditidae. The transcript is spliced from 11 exons. Bases 1 to 2733 code for a protein of 910 amino acids. The record is from RefSeq and is a predicted model, not a curated record.